This is a messenger RNA of Cuculus canorus (common cuckoo), 5979 nucleotides long. RefSeq names its product tyrosine-protein kinase TXK. The record is from RefSeq and is a predicted model, not a curated record. The coding region runs from base 1818 to 3389 and encodes 523 amino acids. NCBI's taxonomy places the organism in Eukaryota, Metazoa, Chordata, Aves, Cuculiformes, Cuculidae. Gene Ontology annotation, biological process: tissue regeneration; regulation of platelet activation; T cell receptor signaling pathway. The transcript is spliced from 14 exons. Gene Ontology annotation, molecular function: protein binding; non-membrane spanning protein tyrosine kinase activity; ATP binding.
UGCAGCAAAUAACCUGCAUUGCCCAUAUCUUUUCAGCAUGGUUUCUUUAAAGAAAAUUGUCGGUGUCAACUGGCUUGGGUAUUUGCAAUCACUGCAUUUUGCAUAGCUGUCAGUGGAAACUUUUACCAAACAGUUGAUAGUGUCUUCUGAUUAAUGCAGGCUCAUCAGCUUCCCACAUGAUAGGUUCUUUACCUAUGAAGAAUGCAAAAGUCUAAGGGAAAUUGCUCCACGACUUUCAAGAUAAAUGGGCUAACCAAAACACGUACGAGACAGAUCUCUUCCUCUUCCAGCUAUGAACCAGUUUGGGUCUUAUCUUUCUGACAUCUGACUCUCCACCCUCUUUUAUUAGUGGAAGAUUUGCUAAAUUAGGUACAUCCACAGAAAAAAAUAGUUACAUUUUUAUAGUGUAGUAAGGUUGUUUAAUGUUUUCAGUGCUAGGACGCAUACUUUUAGCACACUUGGCUGAAACCUUGGUAAACAAGUAUUGGCAAAAGGUGUUACAGAAUACCAGAAGGGACAUCCUGUUUAUUCCAGCCUGGAUUAAGUAAUUAGGAUCAAAAACGCAAAAAUGCCGUAAGAGAAAAACAAAUAAGGUGAAAGACACUUGUGGGAGAAAAACAUACCUUGUGAAAGAUAAAACAACAAAAUUCUGAGACCUCAGAUGUUCUAUUUCAAAUAAUUUUUUGAGGUCUCUUUUUGUACCAUGACCUCUGUGGCAGAGAAAACUCAGGGCUCGUUGGAGUGGGAUAUAAAAUUUAUUUUCUGUCAGUGCAGCUGAAUAUGACUGGAGCCUUGUCUCUGCAUGCCUGGCUCAUGCUUCCUAGGAGAGCAGAGAUUACACCCAAGAGCCUGAACCUGGCCCACGGGUGCUGCUGCCCUCCCACUUGCCCAGUGGUGAUGCCUGAUGGUGAGACAGUUAGGGCAACCAACUCAGCAGAGAGCAGUUCCCCACUGGUUUAGCAUCCAGUCUCACUCUGUUGGAGAUGAGAUGAGCAGCAGUGCAGAGGGAAAGAGGAUGGGACCAUAGCUGCCACAGUUUGGCUUAAACUGCCGUGGGAACAUAAGUUAGGGAAAGUAGGUCUCAGCGUGAGUAGAAGUAGACGAGAGCGGAUGUCAACCAUAUAUUUACCUUGUUCAAGUCUUCUUAAUGCCUUCUGACCUAUUUAAUACCAUAUCCUCUCUGCUGCUCAUACAAGAUAUACUAGAUGGGUCUCUCUGUAAAUGUAUUGUGUAUGUGAUGAGGUGUUCAACUUAUUUUUCUCAGGAUUAUAAACCACUGGGCACAUAAAUGUAAAGCACAUCUUUGGUAGGAUUUAAACCGAGUCUAAUGCAUAUAUUAUAUAAAUGACUGCAACCGAAAUAGGAAAAUCAGUAUUCAAAGAAUUAAAUGCAGUGUCUCUCCUUUAAUAAUCCUCACAGCUUGUUGUGCAGUGUGGGUUUGUGUUUGGCUUGAAUGAUCUAAAAUUAUGUCAUGGCUGAAGGGGACAGUUCUCCACCUCUUGUCCCUGAUAUGUUCUCAUCCCUUUUAUUUCACUGGUUUGAGCGUUCCUGGGGUGAUAUGAUCAGUCUGACUGGCCCUGGUCAGGCUGACAAGGUGGCUUUGGUAUUUUUUCUGAUUUAUCAUUGUAGGGGAGACAGUGGGAGAAAGUAGAUGGAGCAGCAGGAAAGAUUUGCUGUAUUUGAUUGUUGAAAAUUCAGCUUUAAUGAUUUGCUAGAUAUCUCACAGCAAGACAGAGUUAAUAAUAGGGUUAAGCUCAUAUGGUAGUUCUUAAAUCUGUAAGUUUUGUAAAUAAUCAGGAGCACUGCAAAUACAGGAAAUGUUCUUGUUCACAGAUCACACAAUCCAGUCUGCUUUCUGCUGCUGCUGCUGCUUCACAGUGCAAAAAAGAGCCAUGAGGACAAAAAUGAACCUGGACCCUGAUACUGGCCUGGUGACCCAGUACUCAACCUCACAACCAGACGUUUCGUAUGCCUCUACUCGGAAGUGCAGGCUUAAGAGGCAACUGCAGGUAAAGAACAAGCCAUUACCUCCUUUACCUGCUGAGGCCUUCGAAGACUACACAAAAAAACCCAGAGUUAUUGCACUGUAUGACUUUUUUGCUAGAGGACCCUCGGAUUUACCACUCAAGAAGUCAGAAGAAUACAUUAUCCUUGAACAGUAUGAUCCCCACUGGUGGAAGGCAAGAGACCAACAUGGGAAGGAAGGUCUAAUUCCCAGCAACUAUGUUACUGAGAAAAAGAAAAGUAAUUUGGAAACAUAUGAGUGGUACUGCAAAAACAUAAACAGAAGUCAGGCAGAACUUCUCUUGCUCCAGAAGUCCAAAGAAGGUGCAUUUGUUGUCAGAGAUUCAAGCCAACAAGGACUUCUCACGCUGUCCAUGUAUUCGCGGGCAAAAGGAGGUCAUAGUGGAAAUAUUCGACAUUAUCAAAUCAAGAAAACCCACUUGGGACAAUAUUAUGUAGCAGAAAAAUAUCUUUUUUCAUCUGUUCCUGAACUUAUCGAGUAUCAUCAACACAAUGCUGCAGGUCUUAUUACUCGUCUCCGACAUCCAGUUGGAUGUUCUUCACCAGCAACGGCAGGAUUUAGUUAUGAGGAGUGGGAAUUAAACCCAUCUGAACUGACUUUCAUGAAAGAACUUGGGCGUGGGCAGUUUGGAGUCGUUCAACUGGGCAGAUGGAAAGCAAACAUCAAGGUUGCCAUCAAAACAAUCAAUGAAGGUGCAAUGUCUGAAGAUGAUUUCAUCGAGGAGGCCAAGGUGAUGAUGAAACUUUCCCACCCGAAGCUGGUCCAGCUUUAUGGAGUGUGCACACACCACAAGCCUCUCUAUGUUGUGAGUGAAUUCAUGGAAAACGGCUGCCUGCUCAAUUACCUUCGGCAAAGGCGAGGGAAACUCAGCAGAGAUGUGCUGCUGGGCAUGUGCCAGGAUGUGUGCGAAGGGAUGGAAUACCUGGAAAGAAAUUGCUUUAUUCACCGUGAUUUAGCUGCAAGAAACUGUUUAGUCAAUGCUGAGGACAUUGUUAAAGUAUCCGACUUUGGCAUGGCCAGGUAUGUCACUGACGACGAAUAUAUCAGCUCUUCAGGUGCCAAGUUUCCAGUCAAAUGGUCAGCUCCUGAAGUCUUUCAUUUCAAAAAAUAUAGCAGCAAAUCAGAUGUCUGGUCAUUUGGUGUACUAAUGUGGGAAGUUUUCACAGAAGGCAAAAUGCCUUUUGAAAGUAAGUCAAAUUUUGAAGUUGUCCAUGAGAUUUCUCAGGGUAAUCGACUUUAUCGACCACACUUGGCAUCACAUACUGUGUAUAAAGUCAUGUACAGCUGCUGGCAUGAGAAACCUGGAGGACGUCCUACUUUUGCAGAAUUAAUGGACGCCCUCACAAGUAUAACACCAAUGUGAUAACUGGAGAUUCUGCACAAAUGUAUUUACUGAAAGGUUAGCAUUAAACUUGUCAAUAAUGCAGAUGAUACAGAAAAUCUCAGCCUUUUACAGCAGUCUCCACUUACACUGCAGUGUACCAGCAUCCUAUGUAUUUGAAGCAGCUGUUCAGUCUUGGUCUAAUCUUUAAUCAUUUGAGAAGGAUGCCUCAGGAGGCUGGGUCAGGUCUCUCAAGGCUUUGUUUUCAUGAUUAGGGAGAAAAACCUGUCUGGAAAGAAGUAACAAAGCUUACUCACCUUAUAGGCCUUUUAAUUUAUUCUUUUUGUCAGAGCUGCACUAAUUCCCAUAACAAUAUUAUUAAAAUAUUAUUUGGUUCUUAAUAUGACUCACACACUGGGGAAUACUGGUUGGCAGCAGCCAAAAUGAUGGAAGAACCUCUGAUAAAGCUCUAGCUAGGUCAUAUUUAAAGGUAAGCCCUUUUGCUGCAAAGCAUCCAGCACUGAAGAAAUGAAGCAGUGCUUCAGAAAAAGCAGCAAGCUAACUCCCGGAGCAGCACCCACGCGUGUGCCCAUUUGUGGAUAAAGGUGAGCAAAGGGAGCAGUUGUUACUUGGCAGCUCCCAAGGCACAUCUGAGCAGCUAGGCUGAGCAUCCCUGAAGCAUUUUAAACCGGCAUCACAGGUCAUGGUGCCUUCUUUACCAGUUCUAUGUAAAAGAAGGAGAACGAAGAUCAUCUUAUCCAAACCUUUUCCUGAAUUUUCCAUUAUUGUCUCCUACUCCUCGCCUGCUGCUGCCUACUCAAAUGCCCAUGCUUGCCUUAGUCCUCCCCUUGCAAGUGCCCAGCAUGGUUGAUGGAGAAGUUAAAGCUGACAGUAAAACAAAGUGAUUUGAAUUAGUCUAGCUCAGGUGGAUCCUGCAAUACCUGAAAUGGGUAACGUCUGUAAACCUACUAGUUAUGUUAUUAUUCACUUUUAAUUUUAUAUCUUAAUUUUGGUUGCUACAAAUAUAUUCUAGAACAAAAAGGCAGAUGAAGUUAAUUAUUGUUUAACAUAGAAUAGUCAGACCAUUACAAAUAAAUAGUUUUUUUAAAGAUCUGUGAUUGCAUUGUGAAUUUAUAAAUACAUCCUAUUUUAUUUUAUAGCACUUUGUGCACAAAAUACUUAAAAGCCACUAGUUGAAGAAUGAUUGAGUUCUACACAACUUAAUUUUUCCUUGCCAAAUUUAAAAAUAACUGCAACAAUAAAAUGAAAUCUAUCAAUUAUCCCAAGUUUUGAAUUUCUAGAAGAUGAUGGCAUCUUUGGGUCACAUCCAUUCCUGGUAUUAAUCACCUUUACUGCAGUACUAUUUUGAUAGUUAUCAUCCCUUAGGAAAGCAAGUUCCCAGUCCGUUUGCUUGAACAUCUGGGAGUACCUUCAAACACAUUUUUUCAAGUGAAGCAUGAUAACCCUUAUUUGUUACACAUAAUCUGCUAGAAGAAUUGCCACCAACUCUGAUGUAACUAUUUACUUUUACAAUUGACUCAUUUACGAGCAUUCAAUUCUUUAUCAGACCUACGAUUAAAUACAGUUCUAUACAACACAGUACCACGUAUUGAACUCAUCACAGCUUUAUGUCCAGGCCAUAGAAGUACAAGGCUUUUCAGCAGAUGAUGCACUAUAGAUGUGAAAUUAUCAUAGAAUCAGUAAGUUGGAAAAGACCUCUUGGAUCAUCGAGUCCAACAAUUCCUAUCACGAUGCACUACAAAUGCGCAAUUAAAACUGUCUCUGCAACAUAUAAGUAUAUGGGACUUUGAAUAAUGUAUGAGGCAUCAUUUUUAAUAGCUCUUGUAAAACUGGUUUUGCCACAUUUAGUACUGUAAGUUAAUAUGUAAUACACUACAUUAUUGUGCAAUAAAAAGUUCUGGUAGCUUUAUGUACUCAAAGCACAUUGCUCAUACUCGUUUCACCGUGUUAUCCCAUGGUGAAUAUGCAUCUAUCCUUGAAACACAUUUGUCUAAUACACAGAACCAAUAAUGCUUGCCUACCAAGCCUUCAGCUUCUCAAUAUAAUCUUUCUGAAGGCUUCUUUGGGAAAAUUACAAACAGACUGUUAUUAACACUCUGAUGCAGGUAAAUCGAACAGCUGCUGUUAUCAGGGUGACAGUAAAUAAAUGAAAAAGCACUGGAAUAUGCUUCAGAGUCAGUGAAACCAUUACUUAAUCAGCGACAAGAAAGGUCUACAGGACAAAGGUUAGAUAUCUACAGUGUAUUUACUUACCAGAAGAGCUAAAUAAAGACUAAGCAGGUGCCACCUUAGUCCUCAUGUUGCCUCUGAACUUAGCUCAAGCUCUAACCAUAUUCAAACAGGCAAAAAUGAAAGUACUUGGGUGAACACGUGAACACCAUCUGUGUCACUGAAUGUGAAGAGGCCUUUGUGGGCAAAUGGACGUCUGUUAUUUUAAAAACUUUUUUGUGAUAAAAGAGAGACCUGGAAGAGCAGCAAAGGUUAGAAAGAGGCACUACACCACCCUCGUAUGGUGAAUGUCUAGUCAAAGCCUGUAUGAAUGCUCAGCAUUUGUAAAAUUUCAUUUGUUCUUUUUUGAUCAAACAUCAGAAAACUUGCAGCAAGUCAGUAU